AUGGUACUCAAAAGUAAUUUAAUGAAGGGGUUCAGACACACGUAUACAGUGUGUAUACUCCUUGGCAUUGUAUCAGUCACCUGUAACAUUAGUGGAAUCAACAGAAUAGUCAAAACGUCAAACGUGAAAACGAUUACACCCAUAGUGUGUAACUUGGAAUCCCAUUCCUUUGUGCCAAAUGGAGUAAAACUAGGGUUUAUAAAUAACGCGCCCAGGUACGGCAAAUAUAAACACAAAAGCAGCAAUUUUGUGAAAUACGAAGAAGGGGAGGAGUUGAGGGAGAGUAGUAGGCACGCAGACCUGAGUCACAGGUUUGAAACGUCACUGGGUGCGAAGCCCAACGCCAACGAGGUUGCACACGGGAAGGCGCCCAGCAGAGAUGGGAACAGGUCACUCGUAUUCAGCAGGGUGCUUGGAUCGCCCCUGAGCAGUUUGCGUGAGGCGCUGUCAAGAGUGACGAAGAGGCACGUCUUCAAAGCAGCAGGAAACCUGUUCCUCCUGGUUAGCAACUAUGUGUCAACGGCAGGCUACAAGUACGAGUUCAUAGAGCUGCUGGGCCUCGUGCCACUGCGAAGAACAGCGGCGGCCCUUCAGCUGCUGGCAUCGCUGCCGAUAACCACGUGCUUCUGGCUUCUGAGGCUUUUACCCACGCCCUCCUUCAACGUGCCCGCGUAUCAGGUGGAGAAGGUCGAUUUCAGCAGGGAUGGGCUGCUGAGGUCUGUGAAAAGGAGUUUGGUGAACGGAUACAACAGGACGAGGGCGUACGUGAGGGCCUACAGAACAGUGAUCGUGCAGGGAGGAUGCCUCUCGGCGAUGCACUACCUCUCGACCACGUGGGCGUACAUGAGUCCGGAGACCGGCUUCCUGAGGGCCUUCGAGCCGCUGUUCGUCUCUCUGCUAACCUAUCUGCUCGGCGGAGGCAAGUUUGACGGCCUCGAGUUCGUGAGUCUGCUGCCCGUGGUGGCCGGAAUGCUGUAUUCACACUACAGCAAGAGUCUGAGUGCGCCGCGGCUCCACCAGACGCUCAACAGUCCGCGCACGCUGAUGGGCUGCGGCGCAGUGCUGCUGUACAACCUGGUCAGUGCGCUGCAGAAGGUCGAGUCCAGCAGCUUCUUCAAGGAGAAUGUGGACCGGCUCGGCAGAAACAUCACGCCCGCGAACGUGAACGCAGCUGCUCACGUGGUUGGCGCACUAAUGUUCGUGCCGUUCGCACUCUCAGAGAGCCAGUACUGGAGGGACGUGUAUCAGCACGUCUUCAAGAGGAUCAGCGGCUCCACGUUGGGGCUGCUCAAUCACCUCGCGAGGUCGGGUGUGUAUUUGGGCGCAUCCAACCUCACGUCCUUCGAACUCACCUCCGGCCUGUCGCCCGUGGGCAAGUCUCUGGUGAAUUCCCUGAAGAUUACGCUCUUGGGUUCUCUGGACGCCUGCCUCAGCGCCCAAAAGCUACACAAGCAGCACCUUCUCGGGUCACUGUCAGCAAUCGCAGGAGCCUUGGCAUAUUCACUAUUCAAGGAUUAA
Molecule: messenger RNA, 1518 nt
Organism: Theileria orientalis strain Shintoku
Lineage: Eukaryota; Apicomplexa; Aconoidasida; Piroplasmida; Theileriidae
Exons: 2
Coding region: 1-1518 (505 amino acids)
Cellular component (GO): Golgi apparatus
Molecular function (GO): antiporter activity
Source: RefSeq, a predicted model, not a curated record